Molecule: messenger RNA, 2241 nt
Organism: Diospyros lotus (date-plum)
Lineage: Eukaryota; Viridiplantae; Streptophyta; Magnoliopsida; Ericales; Ebenaceae
Exons: 6
Coding region: 449-1693 (414 amino acids)
Source: RefSeq, a predicted model, not a curated record
GUGAACCACGCAACCGCAACGCAAGGCUAAGGAAGCACUCAGCAAGCGUGACAAUAGCCGAGGGACGCUGCAGACUAAGGGGAAAUAAAAGGGGGAAGCCCUUUGCCUUUGCCUUUGCCUUUCCCAUUUUGUUUUUAAUUUAUUUUAUUAUUUUUUUCUCCGAAUUUUCAACGUCUAACUGCACAAAACGACACACUCUCAUCUCAUGGCCUCUAUCAGCUCUGUGCUUUUGAAAACCCCUUAAAACCUCCAAAAACCCUAAAUCACUCCUCCAUCAAUCUGUUUCCAAAUUCCGAUCCGCAGUCAAUUUCUGCUCGGUUCCAUUUCAUUGAUCUCUCGAGUUCGCGAAUUGUAGAUAUCGUAUGUUUUUAUAAAAUAUAUAUAUAUAUAUAUUUAUUCGCGAGCUAUCAAUACAUAUAUAUAUACAUACAUACACGAAUUCCAAGUAAUGUCUGGUUCAGAAGGCGUCGCCGAGCCUCGAGCCGUCGGCGUAGACCGAUUCUACAAAACGCCGGCGGCUCGGCUCCACCAGCGGUCAUUGCAGCAGCAACAGUCACAGAGGCAGCAGUCCCAGCAGCUACCGAAGCCGGGGAAGUCGGAGGCGGAGAUUCGGACCUACUCGGAAGAUUCGACGACGGCAUUGUCGAAACCCUCAGCGGUCCGCUCGUCUUCCGCUCCCAGACCCGCGGCGACGGAUAUGACUAACUUGGAUCGUCUGAUGGAAUCUGUUACUCCCUUGGUUCCUACUCAGUACUUGCCUGAGUUACAGGCCAAUGCAAGGGGCUGGAGAACUCGGGAACCUGAUUUGCAGAUAUACUACUGCCUUGGUGAUCUCUGGGAUUCUUUCAAAGAGUGGAGUGCAUAUGGAGUGGGAGUGCCACUGUUGUUGAAUGGGAAAGACUCAAUUAUACAGUAUUACGUCCCAUCCUUAUCGGGUAUACAGUUGUACAGCAAUCCUCUGAAGUCCUCUUCAAGGAUAAGGAGGCAUGGUGAGGAGAGUGAUGCUGAGUCUUCAAGGGAUCCUAGUAGUGGUGGUAGCAGUGACUGUGAAGCAGAUAGACGGGCCAAAUGUGCUUUUGAUGGGUCAUGGAGUCGGCAGAACCACAUAAACUUGAACUCACAGCAGAUGACCCGACUCUCAUUGAGAGAGAAAUCUGUCAUGAGCUCAUCCAGUGAUGAAGCAGAGAUCUCCAGCUCACCUGGGACCCUUGUAUAUGAAUAUAUGGAACAAGAACAACCUCAUACUCGCAAACCCUUGGCUGAUAAGGUCUCAGUUCUAGCAUCUAAGUUUCCAGACAUUAGAAAGUAUAGGAGCUGUGAUCUGCUGCCGACAAGUUGGAUUUCUGUUGCUUGGUAUCCGAUAUAUAGAAUACCUAUGGGCCCAACUUUACGGGAUCUGGAUGCAUCUUUUUUGACCUUCCAUUCUUUGUCAACAAACUCAAGAAAUACUGUUCAGCCACAGUUUCCUGCUGCAAGUGGUAGGAAGGGACAUGGGGUUACUGAUGCGUCUUCAAAGAUCCCUCUGCCAGUCUUUGGUCUUGCUUCUUACAAGUUAAAAGGUUCAAUUUUGUCUCCUAGUGGACCCCUUGAGUGCCAGCAAGAAAGUUCUCUGCUAGAAGCUGCUGAUAACUGGCUCAAUAGCCUGCAAGUUGUUCUUCCUGAUUACCAGUUUUUCCGUUCUCACUGGCGAUAGGUGCGUCAGUACCAUAAAUUCCCUGCUGCAAGGACAAGUUCAAGGUCAGUUUUGAUGUGAACGGUGUUAAAAACUAGCUUAUCAAGAAAACACUCCUCACCGUCCAUACAGCUUGGCCGAACCUUGUGCACUCUUAGAUUCUCUCUUCUAGCUCCUCUCGGAGUAUAGACCAAAGUGCUCACAGGAUUAGGAAAACUGCUUAUGGCUCCAGCCAGGCUUGGGGAGCUAAUGGUGUUGAUGAGGCACAGAUAGAAACGAUUAAAAGUCAUUUGGUUAGUUCACAGAUGUCGGGGCUGCCAUUCUGCGUUGUUGAUUAUUUGAGGCAUGGCGGGGUGCUGUAAUGAGGGAUCUCUCGCUCAUUCACUGUUUGGGGGAAACGGAAAACUGGUAUUGUUGAUGUUGUUACGUUGGUGGAACCAUCAACUAUAUUUGGUCAGUAUUCACAGAAAUUGAGAAAUUGACAACUGUAUGUGAUAGUGACGAAAAUUUGUAUUACUAAUCAGCACAUACACACCUUAAACCAGUAGAUUUUUGGCAUGGCCUUCUUA